Messenger RNA from Calliphora vicina (urban bluebottle blowfly), 2053 nucleotides. RefSeq names its product zinc finger protein 141-like. The record is from RefSeq and is a predicted model, not a curated record. The coding region runs from base 125 to 1957 and encodes 610 amino acids. Gene Ontology annotation, molecular function: RNA polymerase II transcription regulatory region sequence-specific DNA binding; DNA-binding transcription factor activity, RNA polymerase II-specific. Gene Ontology annotation, biological process: regulation of transcription by RNA polymerase II. NCBI's taxonomy places the organism in Eukaryota, Metazoa, Arthropoda, Insecta, Diptera, Calliphoridae. The transcript is spliced from 4 exons. Gene Ontology annotation, cellular component: nucleus.
UCAAAGCAAAUGUCAAAAUGCUUGGUUUUUUUCAGACAACAAAAUAAUCUUAUAGAUAUUUGCUAAAAGUGAAUGGUAUACAAAUUGUAUUUUUGUGGAAAUAAAUUGAUAGAAAAUAAAUAAAAUGAUUCUCUGUGGAAAUGUAUUUAUGGAUGAAUUAACAGACACAUUUAUUUUAUGUUGUGUGCUGUGCAAGAAGAAAUCUCGUCGUUAUAAUGAUUUUACAAGUCACAUAAAAUCGAAGCAUAAAGAUCUUACUGAAAAGGAAGCCAAACCAUCACGGCAGGCAGUAAAAAAAAUUAAACAUGAAGACGACAGCGACGACGAUGAUGAUGAAGACCAUGAAGAACAUGAAGGAACAAAGCCAGAAGUUGAAAUUAAAGAUGAAAUGGAUGUUGAUGGUCUAGAGGAGUUCACCGAUGAAAUAAAAUAUGACGUUCAUGAAAUUGAACCAUUCAUUGACCCUAUAUUGGCUUUAGAGGAUAAGGAUAGUGCGGAUGCAACUGAUCUGCUGGAUGUUGCAGAUUCGGAUGUUAAAGAUGAAGAUUAUGUAGCCGAUGAUCCAGAUAAUGAUGAUUCAGAAGAUGAAGAUUAUCGUGAUGAGGAUGAUAAUGGGGCUGAUUCGGAUUCCGAUAAUAAUGAACUUCCUAUUUCCACGGACAAGUUCACUCCAACAUUUUACCGUAAAAAACGGCAUGUAAACGAUUUUAUAGAAUUGUACAAAAGCCAGCCUGUUUUGUGGGAUAUCAAUGAUCCUUUAUUUGAAAAUCCGAAAGCACAAAAAGAAGCCGAACAGGCAAUUAUAAAUGGCAUGCAAAAGUUUAAUAUAUUCCUGAAACCAUCAGGAUUAAAAUCUGCAAUUAACCAGGUACACAAGUAUUGUGUCAUCAUAAAAUCUGAUUUGGAUAACGGUGAUAGUAAAAAAGUUACUUCAAUUGCAAAAGGUUAUUACGAGAAAUGUGAAUUCCUUAAAGAUUUAUUAGCUAGAAAAGCUAUACCCGAAGGUGACAAACAAAAUAAACCAUUAACGCUCAAACAAUGGGAUGACAAUACUUCGAAAUUCAUCGAUGCUUACGCAAAAUACCCACUGUUAUACGACGGAGAGCAUCCAUUGUAUGGCAAUUUCGAGGAAAUACAAAAAGCCAAUCACGACCUUACAAAUGCACUAUUAACUGAACACAAUAUUGAUUUCAAAGAUGAAACCCUAUCGACGGCAAUCAGUCAAUUGCAUUCUUGGUAUUACGAUGCCAAACAGCGAAAAGGAAAACAAAACGGUAGAUUGCAUAAGGACGAAGAGGAAUAUUUCAAAAAGUGUAGCUUUUUGCCAGCAAAACGUUUAAAAACGAAAUUUUAUUGCAACGUUUGCAAGAAAAAUUUCAACAUGGAACACAAUCUAAAGGGUCAUCUCUUUAGAUUCCAUCAGAUAGGAGACCUACCCUUCCAAUGCGACCAAUGUGGCAAAAAGUUCGAAAUCAAAUCCACCCUACAAACUCACAUUCAAAGAAUGCACGUCAGUAGGAAAUUCCCUUGCGGUUUCUGCGGAAAACUCUUUGCCAUAAAAUCGGAGCUAAAAGUUCACAAUAUGGUACACACAGCGGAAAAGCCACAUGUCUGCGAACUGUGCGGAAAAGCGUUUAGAAUAAAGACACAACUACGCUACCAUGUUACAGCAAUACACACAAAGAUUCGUGCCUACAAAUGCACCAUGUGCCCCAAGGAUUUCCUUAAGAAACGUGACUUGACCGAUCACGUUAAAACGCACCUGAAUAUUCGCGACAAGAUAUGUGAAACGUGUGGAAAGGGCUUUUCGAACAGUCAUUCGUUAAUUCGACAUCGUCAGAUACACUCGGAAGUUAAGCGAUACGCCUGUAAAUUGUGCGAUGCCAAAUUUCACCAAUUUGUCGGUCUAAACGGUCACAUGAAACGUACGCACAACAUUGUAAAAAAAGAUUCGUAAUUCAAUAGAAUUUCAUUGUAUAAUAAUUAUGCUUACUUAAUCUACAUAUAUACAAUAUAAACAGUAAAAUAAACACAUACAUACAUAAAUAUAAAA